UGUUUUUAUAAAUAGACACACAACCCCUUCAUCCAAUCUCAUCAUUUUUUUUGCUCUCUUCCCUUCAAAACACUUUUACAGAAAUUAAAUGACGUUAACUCUGCGUUCUUCAACGUCUUUCAUCAAUCUUAAUGACCACAAAAGCCUAAAAGCCUCUGAUGAGUCUUCUUGGACAAUUUGCUAUGCGCAAAUCAAGCCAACAUGCCGUCUCCGGGCAAAGAGUUCGAUGCAAGAGACGCAGCUCUUGCACGAAAAUACCUUAAAGACCGCCUGCACCGAUGGAAGGAGAGAGAUGCUUCAUGCACUCCCCAAUAUUGCUCACAGCAGCAAUGGUUCCAAGGUGCCUGUGUACGUGAUGCUUCCGCUUGACACUGUGAGCCAUGGAGGGCAUUUGAACAAGCCAAGAGCAAUGAAUGCUAGUUUGAUGGCCUUGAAGAAUGCAGGAGUUGAAGGAGUUAUGGUGGAUGCCUGGUGGGGAUUGGUGGAGAAAGAUGGGCCUUCCAAGUACAACUGGGAAGGGUAUGCUGAGCUUGUGCAGAUGGUGCAGAAGCAUGGCUUGAAGAUCCAAGUUGUCAUGUCUUUUCAUCAGUGUGGAGGAAAUGUUGGAGACUCAUGCAGCAUUCCUCUACCUCCAUGGGUGCUAGAAGAAGUCAGCAAGAACCCUGACCUUGUUUACACAGACAAAUCAGGUAGGAGGAAUCCUGAGUACAUAUCCUUGGGAUGUGAUUCAUUGCCUGUUCUCGGAGGAAGAACACCGAUCCAGGUUUACACCGACUACAUGAGAAGCUUCCAUGACAGAUUCAGAGAUUACUUGGGCAAUGUUAUUGUGGAAAUUCAAGUGGGGAUGGGUCCUUGUGGGGAGCUCAGAUAUCCAGCUUAUCCAGAAAGCAAUGGAACUUGGAGGUUUCCUGGAAUAGGAGAAUUCCAAUGUUAUGACAAGUACAUGAGAGCUUCCCUGGAAGCAUCAGCAGAGGCACUGGGAAAGAGAGAUUGGGGAAGAAGUGGACCCCACGAUGCCGGCCAGUACAAUCAGUUUCCUGAAGACACCGGAUUUUUCAAAAGAGAUGGAACUUGGAACACUGAGUAUGGACAGUUUUUCAUGGAAUGGUACUCCGGAAAGCUACUCAGACACGGAGAUAGAAUACUGACAGCUGCGAAAGGAGUAUUCCAAGGAUCUGGAGCUAAACUAUCUGGAAAAAUUGCUGGGAUUCACUGGCACUAUGGAUCAAGAUCACAUGCGGCGGAAUUAACUGCUGGCUACUACAACACUAGACAUAGAGACGGUUACCUACCAACAGCCAGAAUGUUCAGCAAAAAUGGGGUUGUAUUAAACUUUACCUGCAUGGAAAUGAAAGACAGAGAACAGCCUGCACAUGCAAAUUGCUCACCAGAAGGGCUAGUGCGGCAGGUAAAAAUGGCAACCAAGAGUGCUGGAAUUGACCUCGCAGGAGAGAAUGCAUUGGAGAGGUAUGAUACUGGUGCAUUUGAACAAAUUUUGGCAACAAGUAGAUCAGAUUCUGGCAAUGCCUUAAGUGCAUUUACAUAUCUACGGAUGAACAAGAGAUUGUUCGAAGGGGACAACUGGAGGAACAUGGUUGAAUUUGUGAGAGGCAUGGCAGAAGGUGGCCGGAACAGAAGUCUGUCAGAAUGUGACUCCACUGGGAGCAACCUCUUCGUUCGUUUCAUCAAAGAGAAGAAUGUCAAGAAAACAAAGGAAACUGUUCUUGUGUAGAGAUUUUAGAAAUUAUUUAUGUGCAUCUUCAUGUACAAACAGAGUAUAGCUUUAUUACUGUGAUAUAGGAGGAGAAAAGAGAGUUAAAUACAGUGAGAGAGAGAAGUAUAAUUAUAUGCAAACACCAUUAUUGGCAUCAGAUGCUGAUUAUGUAAGAUGGUUUUAAAAAGUCUUGCAUAUGUCUCCAUACAUGAAUGGCCAGUUGUUCAUUCAACCCAAGUAUUAUUAAUUUAGUUUAUGGGGAUGUUUGGAUGACUCUUUUAAA
This is a messenger RNA of Prunus mume (Japanese apricot), 1997 nucleotides long. RefSeq names its product chloroplast beta-amylase (gene CT-BMY). NCBI's taxonomy places the organism in Eukaryota, Viridiplantae, Streptophyta, Magnoliopsida, Rosales, Rosaceae. The record is from RefSeq and is a predicted model, not a curated record. Gene Ontology annotation, biological process: polysaccharide catabolic process. Gene Ontology annotation, molecular function: beta-amylase activity.